AUGCACGUCAACACUCUCAUUGCCAUGACGAUGCCGCUACUCGCCGCGGGCGCGAAUAUCGGACAUCGACACAGCCACAAGCAUGAGAAGGUCAACCCUCGUGCUAUGCAGACCAACGUCGUCAUCGUAACUGAGACGAUCUUCAUGACUGUCACUCUUGAUUCAACCUCAAGCUCUGCGUCUUCCGGUUGCUCUAUCACUACUGUCUCUACUUCGCUGCCUGAGCCGUCCGUUACCGUCGAGGUCCCACAGAAGGGCAUUCCCGACGUCGCAUCCACGUCCGCAACUUCUGUCACUCCUUCCGCCGCUCCUUCUGCUCCAGAUGGAAUGUACGCUACUCUCGACUCGGUCGCGAAUCAGGCCAUCAUCGUCAACUCCUGCGACUACGACGUCUAUGUCUCGUCCAUCGGCGAUGACAAACAAUGCGACAACAGUCCCGGGAGCGACUGCGUGACUGUAUCCGCCAAUAGCACUUAUUCUGAGCCCAUUCGCACCUGUAACGGGUCUGGCAUUUCACUCAAGGUCGCAAAAUCCACGAGCAUGGAUAAUCCGAUGCAAUUCGAAUAUACUGUCUGGGACGACAAGAUCCAGGUGUCUUACGACAUCUCAUACCUCGACUGCAUGACCAAAGACGGGACCAACUUUGACAAUUGCGCCGGCCACGAGAAAGGCAUUCAAGCCGCGGCCAAGGAUGGCCCGUCCUUCGAGUGCGCCGCUAACGAGCCUUGCGCUGCGGAAGCUUACGUUGUGCCUGAGUUUGGGUACCUUCCCGAUGCACCAGUCGGCCGCGCUACUGUCGAUAAAGGCGUCGCGUUCGAGAUCUGCGCCGGAAACAGAUCAUGA
Messenger RNA from Alternaria hordeiaustralica, 843 nucleotides. RefSeq lists its product as uncharacterized. The record is from RefSeq and is a predicted model, not a curated record. NCBI's taxonomy places the organism in Eukaryota, Fungi, Ascomycota, Dothideomycetes, Pleosporales, Pleosporaceae. The coding region runs from base 1 to 843 and encodes 280 amino acids. The transcript has a single exon.